CAGGAAGCGGAAUCAGUUAACUUGACUGUUCUCUGUUGUUUUGACUUUUGGAGAGGAGAGGAGAAUUCGGUUUCACGUUUGGAUUUAAGUAAAAUCACCUAGUAUUUUUGUGUAUUGACGACACGUUUAACAAUUCUAAGACUUCAGUGUCUUGUUCCAAACCAGUCAAUGGGAAGGAUCUGAAAAUGUUCAGCUUUGAAGGAGAGUUCAAGACAAGACCCAAGGUGUCACUUGGAGGAGCAAGUAAAAAGGAGGAGAAAGCUUCUCUUCUGCACCGCACACAAGAAGAAAGACGAAAAAGAGAGGAUGAAAGGAAACGUCUCAAGAAUGCCAUCAUUAUCCAGUCGUACGUUCGGGGUUACCAAGACUUGAAACGACAGUACUCCUUGCAAAGGGCAAAGUUUGAUGAGGGGGUCAGCCAAGCCAGUCAACACGUUUUGGAUGGUCCAGCCCUUAGUCUCUUAUCAAGGCAACUUAUAUUUUUCUACAGACAGAGUGUGGAUACAUAUCGAUUGAUAUGGCUAUGUCAGAACAUGGUGAAAUACAAUAGCCAGUUUGUGAAGCUCCUGGUUGGGCCACAGAGACAGACAUGCAUGUUUCAAAUCCGAAGGAUCUUGGGAUUUUGCUGCAGGCUUCUGCAGAACUGCAAUGAUGACAGCUUCAAUAUUGCAGUUCCUUUGCGGAUGGUAGAAAUAUUUUCUUCGGAGAAGACGUAUCUUCCUUUUAUUUCAGAUACAAACAAUGUAGCGUCACUACUUGAGCAGAUUUUGCACUACGUGGUACAGAAAGGUUACUACAGGUCGUUGUAUGUUAUGGUGAAUCACAGACUCCCUUCGAGUUUGGAGUACACAGAUGCACCCUCUAUUCCUAUGGCCAACACUUUGUUGGAGAACAUCCUCAAACCUUUGCACUUUACCUACUCCUCCUGCACAAAAGGCGCAAGGCAGUUUGUAUUCGCAGCUUUCACUGAGGAGUUCAUCUCGGCGCCGUUCACAGAUCAGAUCUUUCAUUUUUUUAUUCCGGCGCUGUCGGACCCACAUCUUUCAUUCCCAUUUGAGGCCUUCCUGAGCUCCCUCCAAACCACCAUUGGCGCCUCUUCAGUUGCACAAAGUCAGGCACCAUGGCUCUUUUACUUUGUCCUCUCUGUUGGAGAGAACUGUCUAGGCUCACUGUCAGAGGAAGGUCUGCUGUUGUACCUGCAUGCUUUGCAAUCAUUGUUACCAAUGCUGCCAGUGUCUGAGAGCAGCAGUAGAACUGAGGUGGGCAGCGACUCAGAAGAUGAAGAUGACAUCACUGAUAUUCAGCCACCAAACAUGCAGGAAGACCGACGUAUUUCUGUACAGCUUGUGACAGAAGAAUGUGUCCGAAAACUGGACACCAAACAGCAAACCAACACUCUUCUUCACUUGGUUUGGAGGGAUUCGGCCAGUGAAGAAGUGUUCACCAUGAUGGCGUCUAUUUGCCACACACUCAUGGUUCAGCAUCGUCUCAUGGUGCCAAAGGUCAGGCUUCUUUAUAGUUUAGCUUUCAACGCUCGCUUUCUGAAGCACCUAUGGUACUUGAUAACAUCUAUGACAACAAAAAUGAUCACAGGGUCCAUGGUACCGCUGCUGCAGCUGAUCUCUAGAGGCUCUCCUAUGUCAUUUGAAGACUCCAACCGCAUCAUUCCACUCUUCUAUCUCUUCAGCUCGCUCUUCAGCCACUCGCUUAUCUCAGUGCAUGACAGCGAGUUUUUUGGUAGUGAAAUUGAUGGUCAGACACAGUCCUCCAUGAUGCCCUUCACACUGUCCGAGCUGGUGACACUGUCUCGCUGUCUGCGAGACGCGUGCCUCGGAAUUAUCAAGCUGGCAUAUCCCGAAACAAAAGCAGAACAUCGAGAGGAGUACAUGGCUGCCUUUCGCAGUGUUGGCGUGAAAACCAACAAUGAAGUACAGCAGCGUAUUCAAGCUGAGCAGAAACGCUGGGUACAGUUGUUCAAGGUGAUCACUAACUUGGUGAAGAUGGUGAAGGCUCGGGACAUAAGACGGCCCUUCUGUCCCACAGGUCACUGGCUCUCGGGGGAGGUCAACAUCCGAGCUGAUAAGGUCACUCAGUUGUAUGUUCCUUCUGCAAGACACGUAUGGCGAUCGCGAAGGAUGGGCCGGAUUGGACCUCUGCAGUCGACUCUUGAUGUUGGUCUUGAGCCACCUCAGCUGUCGGUGUCAGAAGAGAGGCAUCUCGCCAUCCUCACGGAGCUUCCUUUUGUAGUUCCUUUCGAAGAGCGAGUCAAGAUCUUCCAGAGGUUAAUCUACGCUGACAAACGUGACGUGCAGGGAGAUGGGCCAUUCCCUAAUGGCAUCAAUGUCACUAUCAGACGCAACUACAUCUAUGAAGACGCCUAUGAUAAGCUGUCCCCUGAAAACGAACCUGACCUAAAGAAACGAAUAAGAGUACAUCUGCUGAACGCUCAUGGUCUAGAUGAAGCAGGAAUUGAUGGAGGCGGGAUUUUCCGCGAGUUCCUCAACGAGCUUCUCAAGUCAGGCUUCAACCCUAACCAGGGCUUCUUUAAGACCACCAACGAGGGCCUACUGUACCCCAGCCCUGCUGCAGAGAUGCUGGUUGGAGACUCCUUCACGAGACACUACUACUUUCUGGGUCGAAUUCUCGGAAAAGCGCUGUAUGAGAACAUGCUGGUGGAGUUGCCCUUCGCCAGCUUCUUCUUGUCCAAACUGUUGGGUACAAGUGCAGAUGUAGACAUUCACCAUCUUGCCUCGUUGGACCCCGAGAUGUACCGUAAUCUCCUCUUCCUCAAGAGCUAUGAGGGAGACGUAGAGGAACUGGGCCUCAACUUCACUGUGGUCAAUAAUGACCUGGGAGAAGCACAGGUGGUCGAACUGAAGGUGGGAGGAAAGGACAUUCCUGUCACGACAGCCAACCGGAUUGCCUACAUCCAUCUUGUGGCUGACUACAGAUUGAACAAGCAGAUUCGACCUCACUGCCUGGCCUUCAGACAAGGCCUGGCGAAUGUGGUGAACCUGGAGUGGCUGCGCAUGUUCGACCAGCAGGAGAUCCAGGUGCUGAUAUCUGGAGCUCAUGUGCCAAUUUGUCUGGAUGACUUAAAAAAGUUCACCAACUACUCAGGUGGCUACACAGCAACUCACCCAGUCAUCCAGACCUUUUGGGAAGUCGUCGAAGGAUUCACAGAUGAGGAAAAACGAAAGCUGCUGAAAUUCGUCACUAGCUGCUCCAGACCUCCACUUCUCGGCUUUAAGGAGCUCUACCCAGCAUUCUGCAUCCACAACGGCGGUUCGGAUCUGGACCGACUACCUACAGCCAGCACCUGCAUGAACCUGCUGAAGCUGCCAGAAUUCUGCGAUGAGAACCAGAUGAGGAACAAACUCCUGUAUGCCAUCGAGUCUGCUGCUGGGUUCGAACUCAGCUGAGGAGGGUGACGGCGUCUCCUCCCACAUCUUCGGACAUGGUGGGGGAAACUAGGAAGACGACAAGGGCAAAUAAAGCACUGAUUUAGUGUGUUCGUGUGUGCGCGCGCCAUGCUGAGUAAUGGAGUGAGAAGCCUUUUUUUUAAUGAUUUUAAGUGAGUAUUUAAAUGUGGAAUCCUUUUUCAGAUAAAUAAUUAUGUAUGCUGAAAUUGAGACCUAAUUGUUUGUCAUCGCACAUACUUGGGCAGUUGUUUUCACCAAAGACUCAGUGGCAACAUUCUACGGUGAUGAAAUAUGAAUGACCGACUGACGGGAUGAAAGGCACAGUAAUGUAUUUCUAAGGUGACUCUGAAAAUCGUAUUUUAAUAAUCUCAAUCACUAAUACAAAAGUGCGCAAAUGCCAUCCUUUGUGUUGAUAUGUUGUUUUGUUGCUAGAUGAGUUGGAAGUAUUAGAUGUGUGAAUAUGUACAUGUUUACAACUUUGUACAGGUUUCUUUCUUCUUCUUCCUGUUUGAGGUUUAAUGCCUAGUUUGCUCCAGGAGGCUACAUGCUGGUGGUAUUAAAUGAAGCGUUUAGAAACAGGGUGGAGAAGGAACCUAUGGCAACAAUAAACACACUUUUCUUUUUGCAUUUUUUUCCAUUUGUAAUUUACAGUAAUGACUGAGACAUAAAAUGGUGCUUUGUGGGAAGAUCUCCUCCUAAGUUUUAUGGCCUCUGACAUAUAAUUAA
This is a messenger RNA of Synchiropus splendidus (mandarinfish), 4148 nucleotides long. RefSeq names its product ubiquitin protein ligase E3C (gene ube3c). Gene Ontology annotation, biological process: protein polyubiquitination; ubiquitin-dependent protein catabolic process. Bases 186 to 3422 code for a protein of 1078 amino acids. NCBI's taxonomy places the organism in Eukaryota, Metazoa, Chordata, Actinopteri, Syngnathiformes, Callionymidae. The record is from RefSeq and is a predicted model, not a curated record. The transcript is spliced from 24 exons. Gene Ontology annotation, molecular function: ubiquitin protein ligase activity.